Cucumis melo (muskmelon) is the source of this 1118-nucleotide messenger RNA. RefSeq lists its product as uncharacterized. The coding region runs from base 158 to 955 and encodes 265 amino acids. The transcript has 9 exons. Gene Ontology annotation, biological process: rRNA processing. Gene Ontology annotation, molecular function: nucleic acid binding; 3'-5' exonuclease activity. The record is from RefSeq and is a predicted model, not a curated record. NCBI's taxonomy places the organism in Eukaryota, Viridiplantae, Streptophyta, Magnoliopsida, Cucurbitales, Cucurbitaceae. Gene Ontology annotation, cellular component: nucleus.
AUUUUUAAACGAUGAAAAAUUAGAAAUUAGAGCCCUCCUCUCCUUCCUUUCACUGUUUCCCGGUUUAGGGCCACCGGGAGAGAAGACGACCGAAGCGGCGGCUACUAUUAACAUGUAAAUUGUGGGAGUCGGACGUUAAAGUGGGAGCUUCAACAUUAUGACAUCUCAGCUCAAGAAGAACCCUAAACCCAAAUUACUCAACCCCAAUUGGGCAAUACUCCAACAAAAGCUGAAACCCCAUGGUUCAAAUCAUUCAAAGGCCUCUACUGUCCCGAAAUCCGAAGCUUCAUCAAAGACCCUUUUAGGGAAACGCAAGGAAAGAUCUGAUGUGGAGUCAAAUCAUUCCCAGAAGAAUAUCCUCAUUCCGGUGAAUGAUGACUUUAGUCUUACAGAUGAAGUAGCUAUGGAUUGUGAAAUGGUUGGAGUAGGUCAAGGUAACAAAAGUGCCCUUGGACGUGUUACACUGGUAAACAAAUGGGGGAAUGUUAUAUACGAUGAGUUUGUACGCCCGAUAGAGCGUGUGGUUGACUUUCGGACCCAAAUUAGUGGCAUAAGACCCUGCGACUUGAAGAAAGCUAAGGAUUUUCCAACUGUCCAGAAGAGAGUGGCAGAGUUGAUUAAAGGAAAGAUUCUUGUUGGCCAUGCCUUGCGUAAUGAUCUUAAGGCAUUACUCUUGAGUCAUCCCAAGAAUGACGUGAGAGACACCUCCGAGUACCAAUUCUUUCAGAAGGAAGGAUGUAAAAGAGCUCUCCGCCAUCUUGCAGCCGAGUUUCUUGGUGUUCAGAUCCAAAAUGGGGAGCACUGUCCUGUAGAAGAUGCUCGUUCUGCCAUGCUGCUCUAUCAGAAGAAAAGAAAAGAGUGGGAAAAGAGUGUUAAAGCUGAACAAAAGCUUAAAUUGAAGCAGAAAAAACGCAAGCCAAGGAAGAAAUCCAAGGAUGGAGGAGGUUUUGAAUGAUCAAUCAGACUCCUAAUAGCUUAAUCCGACUUUAAUCUUACAAAAAUGUGUAACAUGUUAGUAUAGAACUUAGAAUGAGUAUUUAUUACGGAGAUUUGAAACCAUGAGUUCCAUUCUUUAUUAUGAGUGAAACUAUUGGCCUGUGAUAUUGGCCAAAUUUUGA